AUGGCUCGUCAAAUUACCCUUUUGGGGAAAGUGGAAGGAUUUCUGUUGAAGAGGCCUUUUCCCCCCUUCUUUGGGGCAUUUUGUCAGACAGGUAGGGUGCAAAGUUCAAUACACUCCAAGAGAACAGGAACACUUGGGAAAUGGUUCCAUUACCACGACAGGGAGACGAUUAGCAGCGGUGCAGCGGUGAAGAAGAAAGACAGGGCAAGAAUGGAGAGCGCGAGGAUACACUCUGCUGUAGUGGCGGCCGGUCUGGCGGCAGGGUUGGCCGCCGAGGCUGCAGCUGGAAAUUCCGGUGGAGGAGGCUCAUUAAUGAGCGUGGCUUUAGCUUCUGCGACGGAACUCAUUGCCUCGUACUGCAUAGAGCUAGCUGAGUUGGCCAGAGCCGAUCACGAGCGAGUCGGCUCGGUGGUGAGAUCGGCCGUCGAUAUUCGGAGCCCUGGUGAUCUUGUUACGCUCACUGCUGCAGCUUCCACAGUUUUAAGAGGAGAAGCAACUCUGAAAUCGAGAUUGCCAAAGGAAGCAACAAAAAAUGCAGCUAAUAGUCCUUACGAUCGGGCAAUGUCGGAUGUUGAUUCCACCUCAAGCUUGGUUUCACAGUCCCAAGACAAGCAUCAACUGACUCCAGCAUGCGAUGGAGAUCUUUUGCAGCAAACUACAAAAGGAGCACUGAGAUGGAAAAAGGUCUAUGUUCACAUCAACAAAAAAAGGUCGUUGUUUAUUAAGAUUAAAAGCAAGCACGUUGGUGGAGCUUUCUCCAAGAACCACAAAGGAAUCAUCUAUGGAGUCUGCGACGAGACAAUUGCAUGGCCAUACAGAAAAGAGAGAGAAAGUUCUGGAGAACUCUACUUUGGAGUCAAAACUGCACAAGGACUUCUGGAGUUCAAGUGCAAGAGCAAGAUUCAGAAGCAAAAAUGGGUCGAUGGGAUUCAAACCCUGCUUCGUUGA
Molecule: messenger RNA, 948 nt
Organism: Linum tenue
Lineage: Eukaryota; Viridiplantae; Streptophyta; Magnoliopsida; Malpighiales; Linaceae
Source: the annotation of a GenBank genome assembly